Molecule: messenger RNA, 1295 nt
Organism: Thlaspi arvense
Lineage: Eukaryota; Viridiplantae; Streptophyta; Magnoliopsida; Brassicales; Brassicaceae
Source: the annotation of a GenBank genome assembly
AUGCACGACAAAUUAGAGAAGUCCCAACGGCUACUUUCAUUCAAAAACCUAAUCCUUGAUGAUCUGGGCCUGCCUUUAAAUACUCACGCCAUUGCUAUCGCCACGCCCACUUGUCUAAUUCUCUCGUACCGCCUUCCAAUCUUCUUCUCCCAGAAAACUUGUCUUCAAUUCAGAUCUAGAGUUAUGGAGACACCAUCAUCAACGAGAAGAGUCACGAGGUCUCAGACCCUCUCUGCCAUUAAAAGCUCUGCCACCAAUCAUCUUUUAUCAUCAAAGGAGUCGGAUAAAAGUCAAUCGAAAUCGAGACAAAGAAACGGUGCAAAACCACAGCAAGAGCGGUCGGCAUUGUUCGACAUAACCAACGACUCGCCGAUCGUAGGGCUGGCGAUGCAGACUCCAUCCUCGGGAGUGAUGGGGAAGAGGAAUGUGAGCAGAAUCAAGAGCACUCCUGGAUCUGGGGAGGCUCUCUUGAGGGGCCAGGUCAAGACUCUGCUGCAGAAGGUUGAAGAAGAAGCACAUGGUACCAAGAUUUCAGCUGAAUCUCGUCCCUUCGUCCAUCUCGUUACUUCUCCCAUGGGACUUCUCGCCCCGACUCCGGCCAACACUCCCCAAGUUGUCGAUUUCUCAGACGGAUUGCAGAUUGUGAUCACAUCUCCGGUUGUUCCGGGACAAGCAACAUCUCAGGUGGAGGAGAAAGCAGAGAGCUUGGAGGUGUUAGAGAGGAGUCCGAGCAUAACCCGGUCAUUGAUGCUGGACUUUAGUGAUAAAUUAGAACUAUGGGAGGACGAUAACUCCUCGGUGUGGUCGAUGCAAGUCAAUGCAAGUACAAAAGACGAAGAGGAUGAAGUGUGCUCUUACAGGGAGGAGGAUGAUGAAGCUGAGGAAUACAGCGGCGAGGCGGGGACUGUGGAUGAGUUGUGCGAAGGAAUGAGAAAGAUGAGCUUCGCAGGGAAGCACACUCGAUUUGUGUACGACAGUGAAGAUGAAGAGAUCUUGGAGGCCCAAGAGCAGCCACGAGUGUUGCGUUUGAAAGGUUUCCCUACACCAAAAGGAAAACAUGUCAGAUUUUCCGGUGACGAAUGAAUAUCAUCUAAAAUCCCCCUUUUUGGAGUUGUGACAAAGCCUCAAAUGUCUCUUUUCAUUUUUUGCUUGUUUCAUUCUCAAUUCUGAUUCUCUCGGGCCUACUAAACUAUUGUUGCCUUUGUUAUUUUUCAAUAACUAUAAGUGUAAUCGGAAUAUGACGUUUUCUUCUUCUCUUGCUUUUGAAUGACAAAUAACGACGUGGCACUCCAUCA